Molecule: messenger RNA, 1821 nt
Organism: Sipha flava (yellow sugarcane aphid)
Lineage: Eukaryota; Metazoa; Arthropoda; Insecta; Hemiptera; Aphididae
Product: dynein intermediate chain 3, ciliary-like
Exons: 10
Coding region: 1-1803 (600 amino acids)
Biological process (GO): cilium movement; outer dynein arm assembly
Cellular component (GO): outer dynein arm
Molecular function (GO): dynein light chain binding; dynein heavy chain binding
Source: RefSeq, a predicted model, not a curated record
AUGGAAGUCAAUUAUACGUACAGUAAGCGCAGACGGGAGUUCGGCAAACAAUGUCGUUUCGCCGAUUCCGAGACGAGUAUUUUGACGAAUGUGAUGCCUGACAUCAGCUUGGAAGAUCAGUGGAUACCGAAGAAUCCAGUGAACAUGAGAACUAAUAAUAGUGUAGAGUGGUCGGAGCACGAGGCAAACACGGAGCGCGUGGAAUACGCUGAUCGAGGGAUGUGUCACAUGGAAGGUGGUUGGCCCAAAGAUAUAAACCUAGAUGAUCCGGAACAAAUGGUUAGAUACCGGAAGAAAGCGGAAAAAGAAGAAUCGUACUUACAAUCGGUCAUGCAAAUGUCAAAUGUCGCUGAACAUUUCAUAAAACAAAAUAAUUCCAUAGAUAUUUAUCAAUCGUAUUUUACCGAUCCAAGUGAUCAGAAGGUGCAAACAUUAAUGCCAUCGUUUCGAACCGUCGCAGUGAUGCCUGACCCUUGUGAUCCAAUUAGGCCAGUACAACACAUAUCUUGGUCACCAGAUCAGGAUCUGAUUGCAGUCAGCUACGCCGAUAUAGGAUUCCAGGCAGCUAAUCCACAGAACAGUUCAGAUUCUUUCAUAUUCACCUUAGAGUCCAACACACCGUAUUUCUCGAUCGAGUCGCCGCAUCCAAUCAUCACGCUCGAGUUUAACCAUCGAAACGCUCAGUGUCUGGCGGGUGGGUUGAUGAGCGGCCAAGUCGCGUAUUGGGACAUUCGCAAGAGCUCGGCAAACGUCGCUAUCAGCAAUCUAAGACACGGACACCGCGAUCCCGUUAGAAGUCUCUAUUGGAUUCAUUCCAAGACCAAUACGGAAUUUUACACAGGUUCAAGUGACGGGCAGGUUAUGUGGUGGGACGUGCGAAAGCUCACGGAACCCACUGAGGUGAUAAUAUUGGAUUUAUCGAAAAACGAGAAUGACGGCGAACCGGAAUGGAGUAGAAAAGCUCGCACCCACGGAGUGACUUGUAUGGAUUACGAUUCAUCGAUCCCGAUACGUUUCAUGAUUGGCACAGAAACUGGAUUGGUGUUUAACGGCAAUCGUAAGGGCAAAACCGUAUUGGAAAAGAUUUCAGCUACUUAUUACUGUCAUCACGGCCCCGUGUAUUCAGCAAAGCGGAAUCCCGCGUUCUCGAAAAACUUUUUGACAGUCGGUGACUGGCAAGUCCGGAUAUGGUCAGAAGACGUCAAGGAAUCGCCUAUAAUGUGGACCAAACAUCACGAGGUGCGGUUAACCGAUGGCGCUUGGAGCGAAUCGAAGCCAUCGGUUUUCUACACGACCAGAGCGGACGGAUUUCUUGAGUGUUGGGAUGUGUUGCAAAAGCAAAGCGAUCCAAUAAUGACAAUGAAGGUGGCGGACCAGGCGCUGAACUGCAUCAGAUGUCAUGAAGGAGGUGCUUUGUUGGCGGUCGGCGGCAACUGCGGUAUAACGUAUGUGAUAAAAAUGAACGAUUGGUUCGUGACGCCAGGAAAAAACGAUCGGGCGCUAUUGAUGACUAUGUUCGACCGCGAGACGAAACGGGAGAAAAUAAUCGAAGCGAAACAACGAGAAUUGAAAUUGAAAACCAAAUCGUCGGCUAAAGCGGACACUGCGAUGGCAAAACUUAAAUACGACAAAUUAGUCGAAGCCGAAGCCCGGAUGAUCGCGGAGGCGGAAAAAGAAUUCGACGAUCUAAUCGCAACAAUCAAUGAACAAUUGAUCGAUGACAACAAUGACAACAAAAACAAAUUAAAAAAUCGAGUAGAAGUGGGUGCUGAUGAACUUCAAGAUCAAACAAAUGUUCAAUAAUAUUUUGAACCUAGAAUA